Hyla sarda is the source of this 4980-nucleotide messenger RNA. RefSeq names its product E3 ubiquitin-protein ligase TRIM39-like. Gene Ontology annotation, molecular function: protein binding; zinc ion binding. The transcript has 7 exons. The coding region runs from base 296 to 1747 and encodes 483 amino acids. Lineage: Eukaryota; Metazoa; Chordata; Amphibia; Anura; Hylidae. The record is from RefSeq and is a predicted model, not a curated record.
UUACCGCUGUGAAUUGUGGGUGUUCAGUUUUUACAUGGAGAAUCUGCAGCGUGUGAGCCUGGAGGGAAAUUACCGCUAAACGGCUGCCUCUUUGGGGUCUAUUCACACAUACAGUAUACUGCGCAUAUUUGAUUCACAUGAUUUGAAGCAGCAGAUUUUAAUGUAAUGGAAAUGACUGGACACAGCUUCACAUCCUGCACAUAAAUAAGUCAGUGUUUCCCAACCAGUGUGCCUCCAGUUGUUGCAAAACUACAACUCCCAGCAUGCCCGGACAUCCUCUGCCAUUGCCUUAGCAAUGGCGAGGGCACAGGCCGAUCCCGUUAAAGACCUCCAGGAGGAACUAACCUGUCCCAUUUGCCUCGAUAACUUCAUAGACCCGGUCUCUAUACAAUGUGGUCACAACUUUUGUCGAGAAUGUAUAUCUCGAACAUGGAAGGGCGUUCGCAGCAACUUCUCGUGCCCUCAGUGUCGGAAGGUGUCCAGAUGGAAGUUCCUAAGACCCAAUCGUGUUGUGGGAAGUGUCCUGAAGAUUUCUGCUCAGCUGAUGGAAGCAAAAGGAGGUGAAGAACACCGGAAACAGUGUGAGAAGCACCAAGAGCCGCUCAAAUUGUAUUGUAUAAAUGAUGCUAAAGAAAUCUGUGUUGUGUGCAGAGAGUCAUUCUAUCACAGGAGCCAUACGGUAAUACCGGUAGAAGAAACAAGCAAGGAAUUUAAGGGCGAAGUUCAAGAUCGUAUGCAGGCAUUAAGAAAGGAGCUUGCCAGUAUUGCCCAACGUAUAACUGGAGAAGAAGAGAAAGCUGUAGAGCUACAGGCUGAAGUUUUACAAAAACGUAAAAUGGUGACUUCAGGUUUUGAAAAUUUACGACAACUUCUGGCUGAUGAAGAAACAAUCAUCAUCCACCGCCUGGAUAACCUUGAGAAAACAAUUAAACAGAGGAGAAAUGAAAGUGUCAGCAGGCUCAAUGACCAGCUCUCAUCCCUCCAAAAAAUCAUUGAUGACCUUGAAAAAAGUUUUCAAGUUUCAAACAGCCCUAUUGAUCAGGACCAGAAAGCUACUGUGGGCAGGGACCUUCCUGAAAUUCUUCACUCUAAAUGUAGAGUACCCAGACAUGCUGGUAGCAGGGCAACGCUGGACAAUUUAAAGUUAUUCCAAGUUCCAUUAUCCCUGGAUCUGAAAACUGUCAACCCAAAUCUUCUGGUAACCUGCAACAGAAAAUGUGUAAAAUAUGAGGAAGAGGCUCUGAAUUUGGCCCCCUGUCCAGAGAGGUUUGACUCAAAACCAUGUGUAUUGGCAACCACCGGAUUCAGAAAAGGGAAAUAUUAUUGGGAAGUGGAGGUAGGAGGGGGAAUAUACUGGACCAUUGGCAUUGCAAAAGAGUCUGUCUGUAGAAAAGGAAUGUUUAGAAUUGAACCAGGGAGAGGAAUAUGGGCAAUUGGUUUACUUGGCAUGUAUACAGAUAGAUAUUAUGCUUUUACCAACCCAGACACCCUCUUGAAUCCUAAGGAACAACCUGAAAGAAUUGGAGUCUUUUUAAACACUGAUGAAGGCUAUGUUUCCUAUUACAAUGCUCUGAAUUUGGAACACCUUUUCACAUUUCAUUUUCUGCAAGUGUCUGAAAAAAUCUUUCCCUUUUUUUGUGUAGGAGCCUUAGGAACGGAACUGAAACUUAACGAUUCUCCUCCAAGCUAUUUUUUGCAGGAAAGUUCCACAAAUAAAACCAAAGCAUCUUUUCAUAGUUUUUAUUAGAGCACAUAAAGUUUAUAAGCCAUUAAUGUGCGUACUACAAAAAAAUCUCUUUAAAGUAUAUUACCAGCUUUUAAAAAUGUAAAGCUGUAUUCCUGUAUUUGGAAAUCCCAUUUGGAUUAGUUCUCUAAUGGAUUUCACUAAGAUUGUAAGUUGGAGUCAUUUUAUAAUAUAGAUGGUCAGUAGCUCGGAAUUCAGUGUUAAUUUACAGUUUCUGUUGUGCUAUAUUACAUUAAUCCCUCUGGGAAUCCCUCUAUGCUGGUACGGUUGGCCCUGGGUUCCUCCUAAUGUAAAACAAUACUAGACCUCACGUGGCUGGAGUGUGUCAGCAGUUCAUGCAAGAAGAAGGCAUUGAUGCUAUGGACUGGCCCGCCAGUUCCCCAGACCUGAAUCCGAUUGAGCACAUCUGGGACAUCAUGUCUCGCUCCAUCCACCAACGCCAUGUCUCGCUCCUUGCACCACAGACUGUCCAGGAGUUGGCGGAUGCUUUAGUCCAGGUCUAGGAGGACAUCCCUCAGGAGACCAUCCACCACCUCAUUAGGAGCAUGCCCAGGUGUUGUAGGGAGGUCAUACGGGCACGUGGAGGCCACACACCCUACUGAGCCUCAUUUUGACUUGUUUUAACCCCUUAAGGACUCUGGGUUUUUCCGUUUUUGCAGUUUCGUUUUUUCCUCCUUACCUUUAAAAAAUCAUAACUCUUUCAAUUUUGCACCUAAAAAUCCAUAUGAUGGCUUAUUUUUUGCACCAAUUCUACUUUGUAAUGACGUCGGUCAUUUUACCCAAAAAUCUACGGCGAAACGGGAAAAAAGAUCAUUGUGAGACAAAAUUGAAAAAAAAACGCCAUUUUGUAACUUUUGGGGGCUUCCGUUUCUACACAGUAAAUUUUUCGGUAAAAAUGACACCUUCUCUUUAUUCUGUAGGUCCAUACGAUUAAAAUGAUACCCUACUUAUAUAGGUUUGAUUUUGUCGUACUCCUGGAAAAAAUCAUAACUACAUGCAGGAAAAUGUAUACGUUUAAAAUUGUCAUCUUCUGACCCCUAUAACUUUUAAAUUUUUCCGUGUAUGGGGCGGUAUGAGGGCUAAUUUUUUGCGCCGUGAUCUGAAGUUUUUAGCUGUACCAUUUUUGUAUUGACUUUUUGAUCAGAAUUUUUUUACUCAUACGCCAUUGACCGUGCGGUUUAAUUAAUGAUAUAUUUUUAUAAUUCUGACAUAUGUUUAUUUUUAUUUACACAGUUUUUUUUUUUUAUGGGAAAAGGGGGGUGAUUCAAACUUUUAUUAGGGGAGGUGUUAAAUGAUCUUUAUUAACUUUUUUUUUUUUUUUCACUUUUUUUUUUUUGCAGUGUUAUAGCUCCCAUAGGGGGCUAUAACACUGCACACACUGAUCUUUUAAAUUGAUCAGUGGUUUCUCGUAAGGAACCAUUGAUCGAUGAUUCUGCCGCUUGACUGCUCAUGCCUGGAUCUCAGACACUGAGCAGUCAUUCGGCGAUCAGACAGCGAGGAGGCAGGUAGGGCUCCUCCAGCUGUCAUGUCAGCUGAUGCCGCGAUUUUGCCGCGGCGAUCCUGAACAGCUCCCUGAGCUAACCGGCAUGGUUUUACUUUCACUUUAGACACGGCGUUCAACUUUGAAUGCCACGCCUAAAGGGUUAAUAGUGCACGGCACCGGGAUCAAUGCCGCGCGCUAUUAGCCACGGGUCCCGUCCGUGACGGCCGUCACGCCCCCUCCCAUAGACUUGCAUUAAGGGGACGGGGCGUGACGUCAUACGGGGCGGAGUCGUGACGUCACGUACUUCCGUUCCGGUGGUCGGGACCCAGACCCUCCAGGGCUUCCGGAGCAGAAACAGGUGGGUUCCGCAUGCUAUAUUGCGGGGGUCCUCAGUGGCGGGACCCCCACGAUCAGACAUCUUAUCCCCUAUCCUUUGGCUAGGGGAUAAGAUGUCUAGAGGGGGGAGUACCCCUUUAAAACAGGACAAAGUGGUGCAUGGAGGUAAUAGAAGCAUAUUACAAAAUAUUAUAACUUAGCAUCAUGGGAUCAAAUGCUUUAUUUACGCAUGAUUUUCAAAUCUGCAGAAUCCCAGUUAUAUCAAAGACCACUGAAUUUUUUGCAAAGCAAAUAUCUUCACCAAAAUCUGCUUCCACUGUGGAAUUGUCCACCUUUUAUGAAGGGGGCAAUAUAGAUAAUAUAUUACUAAAUUGGAGCAUUGCUUUAAUACAAAUAUCUUUUUUACUUUCUCUCUAAGGGCAGCAUAACAUAGGAACAGAAACACGGAUACCAAAUGUCUGUCCCUUAUGCCAAUACAUGGUGUAGAUUCGAAGAGGAGUCAUUGAAAAGAGUCACUGUGUCCUUAAAAGACUCACCAUUGCCGCUGCCCCGCCCACCUGUAAGUGAUUGAAAAGUUUCUCUCUAUGCUUAGUGAUAGGAGGAAACCUGUCAAUCAAUGGCAGGUGGAUGGGGAAGUGGUGACUCUUCAGGGUGCACGCAGUCAGCCAAUGGGACAGACUGCUCCAAAUUUGGCAGCAAAUUCUAACUGACAGGUUACCUUUAAGGCUUUUUUUAACAAUAAUAAAGAUAAUAAUUGUAGUAGUUGUUGAUAAUAGUUAAAUAGUUGUUUGUUUUAAGUUUUGCAUUCUGUUUGCAUUUUCAUUUUAUUUCAUGCUUUUACAUUUAGGGCAAUGCAUGUUUAAUUGAAAGUAUGAUAAUAUCUACUGCGUAUGAAAAAACUUAAAAAUAGUGUUCUUUAAUCCACGCAGUGGGGAUAGUGCAGUUUUGUGUGUGUUUGUAAACAGAUCUAUAAAAUAUGUAAUGCACUUUUUUUGAAUUCAGAAUAAAAGUCAAAUUAUUACAUAUUUCUGCUGUUUGUGCAUUGCCUUGUGUUGAGUGUGUUUAUACAGGCAACACUGUGUAGGAAAUAUUUCCUAUUGGUAUAUAAUUUAACCUCUAAAUGACCACUGAUACACCUAGUUACAGCAGUCGUCUUUGUGUCAUUACAUAAGGAGUGGUCUCACCAACACAAUCAUGGGCUGCCAGAGUAACUGAGCGGUUUACUGCCAUACAGUACUGAACUGUAAAUGCAACCUAAUGUUUGCUUAUAAAAGCCCUUUUGUGGGAAUAAUAAAUUGUAAAAAAAGAAAUAAAAUAGAAUAUUGGUGUAAUUGUACUAAUUAUACUGAUCUGCAAAAUAAAGAUAACAACAUAUCAAUAAGAAAAAAGCAAUAGAAAUGUACGAGGGGGACAUACC